This is a messenger RNA of Sclerotinia trifoliorum, 1473 nucleotides long. The record is from the annotation of a GenBank genome assembly. Lineage: Eukaryota; Fungi; Ascomycota; Leotiomycetes; Helotiales; Sclerotiniaceae.
CGAUAAACAACAUCUCAUAUCUCAUGGGAUUCUUCAACGACCCCUCUAUGAUAAAAUUGGAACUAUUCUCUUUUCAACAACGAAUUUCCUUCUGUUAUAAAACUCUCUUGAUUGCAGGUGUCCUUGAAAAUCACCUAUCAACCAAAUCAAUCUCUUUCGCACCUCUACUCUUCUAAUUCUACUGAUCAACUGGUCCAUAUAUUUUAUUUACUGCUCUACAACAACAUCAACCUGGAAAAUCAAACAAUCUCCCACCAAAAAUGGAUUUCGCUCCAUAUCAAGUCUCCCCGGAAGAAACUCGCGCUCUCUCUCCUCCUCCCCGCACUUCUACCUCGUCUCCUCGUCAGAGCAUCUCACCUAUCCGUAGAUCUUUUAGUCCCGGUGUUCGCAGUCCAGCUUUCAUGCAGAGUACAAGUAAUGCUGCCGCGAAGAAUGGAAAUUAUGCUCCGAAUGCCUAUGCGAAUCCAUGGGCGCAGAGGGAUAGAGAUGGUUAUUUUCCGGUUGUGAAUAAUGGGGAUGGGUAUCAGGAUGUGGAGAGUGGGAGGGCUGGGGGUGGUUAUCCUUCCGGGGGAAGUGGAGCUGGAAAUACUGGUGCGGGGUAUGGAGGGGGUAAUAGAGAGGGCUUACAUGAGUUUGAGACGAGUCUUCCGCUGAGAUUGGAUUAUGAGGCUUGUUUGGCUUAUUUACUUUUACCGCCAGCUGGGGCCGUACUACUUUUGGUGUUGGAGAGGAAGAGUGAUUAUGUGAGGUUAGUUGUGAGAGAGGGAGGUUGGAUGAAAAGUGACUGUACUUGGAGAUACAGUAUGAUCUGUUGGAUGAAAUAAUUCUGAUCAAUGGUGAUAGGUUUCACGCUUGGCAGUCUGCGUUACUGUUUACAGCCAUGUUUGUCUUACAUCUGAUGUUUUCAUGGAGUAAGCUCUCUCCUUACUGUUUGGGAUGUUUCAAGACCUUCGAAGAUCAAACCACGCACAAUAGCUCGGGGAUAUGGUACUGAUUUAUUUUUCUAGGUCUCUUUAUGUCAUGGUCCUUGCUCCUUGGAGAUAUUGUUUUAAUAGUGUGGCUCACUAGGAGAGCAUAUUUAGAUGGUAAGUUUGUAUCUUUCCUCCAUCUUCAUCUCCAUGUUCUUCUUAUUUUCAUGGGUGGACAAUAUACUUUCUAGUCGAACAUUACACAUCUAAUCCCAAAACCAGCGGAUACCCUAGACCGAUGCGAGGUUCCAAUCUUUGGCAAAGUAGCUAGUAGCAUACUAGACGACGACUGAAGGUGAAGGAUAUGAAGGACGAAGUUAUGAUACCAUUUUGUUUUUCUUUUGGCGAUUUUUGCUCCAUAUUCCCCAGUUAGUACGAGAUACCCUUGCCUUUGUCGUAAAAGUUUGUUGUCAGUGCCGGUUUCUGAGUUUGGAGAAGAUGGAUACAAAUAAGGAUGGAUGUAUAUCCUUACUUAAUAUCUAAUUCAUGAAUUUGAUGGUGCUUA